This is a messenger RNA of Dimorphilus gyrociliatus, 985 nucleotides long. NCBI's taxonomy places the organism in Eukaryota, Metazoa, Annelida, Polychaeta, Dinophilidae. The record is from the annotation of a GenBank genome assembly.
AAUGCAGUUUCGAAUUGCGUUAUCAUCUUCGCUUAUUCUUUCUACAGCUGUUCUUUAUGGUAAAUACUAUCGGUAUAUGAAAAAAAUUGAUAAUUUGGAAGGAAAGUAUGUAUUAAUUAUUGGAUGCGAUAGUUCAAUAGGCUUUACUACCGCGAAAAAAUUAACUAACGCCGGUUUUAAAGUCAUUGGAACUUGUUUAACGGAAAAUGCUGAAAAGACAUUACAAGAAGAAUUCUCUGGAUAUAAUUUUCAUGUUAUAAGAGUAGAUGUUAACGAUAUGAAUAGUAUAACAGAUGCUAAGAGAGUUGUUCUCAGCCUCAUUGAUGAUCAAUCGGCUUUGUGGGCUAUAAUAAAUAACGUAGGAUCGAUGGACAAAAUUGGACCGUUUGAUUGGCUAAAGAAAGACGAUUAUAUAAGAUCAUUAGAUAUAAAUUUCUAUGGUCAUUUAAAUAUUUUGCACACCUUUUUACCAUUAUUGAAAAAGAGCAAAGGAAGAAUAAUUACAAACACGACCAGUGAGGUUACUCUUCCACUUCCUCACUUAUCUCCUUAUUGCACGAGUAAAAUGGCUUUAGAAGGCUUGAUUAUGUCGACAAGGCCUGAAUUAGGCGACUUUGGAAUACACAGCAUUGACAUUCAACACGGUUAUAUAAGAACAAACAUGACAUUCAAUAUGCAUGAAAAAUGGAAAAAGGCAUGGAAUGAAAGUGAUCAUAUAUCAAAAACUGAUUAUGAAUCAAAGCUGCUUUUUCAUAAAAAAUAUGAAAAUUUGAAGAAAUUCUCUCAAACUUCAAUGCCAUCUUUCCUACUCUCUAGCGAUGACGUUGCAAAUUGCUAUCUUAAAGCAGUUUCCAGAAAGUACCCAAAAAGCGUUUACUACUUGGGAUUUUAUGGAAAAUUAGUCCAAUUUUUGCGGAUUUUCUCACCUAAUAAUAUAAUAAGAAAGAAGUUUGUAAGAAUUCUUUCUAAUAUGGAUAAUAGCUGA